AUGGAGAGUAGUCCAUACCACCUAGAGAGUGGUGUUCCACCAAGUGCAAUCUUGGUGUUCAACGUCCUCACUGGGGAAAAUUACCAUACAUGGAGCAAGUCCAUGAUGAUGGCCUUGAAGGCGAAAAAUAAAAUUGGUUUUGUAAAUGGAUCGAUAGUUCGACCAGCUUCAACGAUUCGAGUGUCUUGUGGGCAAGAUGUAACAAUAUGUUUACUUGGGUCUCAUAAUGACAUCAAUGUACUAGGCCGAUCUUCUGUGUUUGCUCCUCUUGCUGAAGGUCGUGCUCCUCCGUGCAACUACUUAAUCAACGGUCAUGGCUAUACAAUGGGAUAUUAUCUUACUGAUGGUAUAUAUCCUUCAUGGGCAACAUUAGUCAAAACAAUUCCAGCACCUCAAGGAAGAAAGAAACAAUUUUUUGCAGCCAUACAAGAGUCACCAAGGAAAGAUGUGGAACGUGCAUUUGGAGUACUUCAAGGUAGAUUUGCUAUUGUGCGUGGACCUGCUACCUACUUUGAUCGAGAAGUACGAAAGGAAAUUAUGUAUGCAUGCAUUAUCCUACACAAUAUGAUCGUUGAAGAUGAACGUCAUCUAUACCUUGGUGCAUUCCAAUUCGUUUACAAACAAAUGGAUGGUACUUCUCAUGAACCAAUUUCAAGAGAUCAUAUUCCUGAAUUUACAGAGUUCAUUCAACAACAUCAUCAUUUUAGAGAUACAAAAACUCAUUCUCAGCUCCAAAAUGACCUUAUUGAGCAUAUGUGGAGUUUGCAUGGCCAAAACUAA
This is a messenger RNA of Juglans microcarpa x Juglans regia, 780 nucleotides long. RefSeq lists its product as uncharacterized. Bases 1 to 780 code for a protein of 259 amino acids. The record is from RefSeq and is a predicted model, not a curated record. The transcript has 2 exons. Lineage: Eukaryota; Viridiplantae; Streptophyta; Magnoliopsida; Fagales; Juglandaceae.